AAACACGCUCCACAGGCAGCAUAGUUGUUCGGUUGUAUCAGUUGUUGGAUUUUUGAGUAGGCAGGCGCAUAUCAUCGCAUAUAUCGUUAUGCAGUUCGUGGCCAAGUCGGUGUUGAAGAGCACAGACAAGGGCAUCGCCAGGGAGACCAAGACCAAAGAGCACGAUGAAGCGGGUCAGGCACAGCACACAUCAGCAGGAGAGAGAAGAAGAACCGAUCACUCUCACCUUCCUCUCUCUUCGCAUGCCUGAUGCCACGCAGGUUUGUUCACACGAGGUGACUCGCUAGUGAAUGAGCCUCUGGUGAAGCUCAAGGAGCACUACGCCGUGGAAGGUGCGGAGCGGAAGGAGAUCCUCAACAGGGUCAUCAAACCAAGGUGGGUGACACGAGCGCAUUGCCAAGACACGUUUAUGCGUCGUCAAGCAAAGCACAUGCAUCAAUCAUCCCUCGCUGGUGUGUGCUCUCUGUGUGUGUUUCAGUUCGUUUGAGCAGGAGGAGCCUCCGCGUGACCCGAACGACCCUGAGGAUGCCGUCACCAACGUAACACACACACACACGCUGGCUCGCUCACCUGAGGGAUGCCACCACAUCCAUCACACGCCGCCCAUAUGUCCGUCCGUCCGUCCAUUGCCCGGCGGUUGUGUGUGCAUUGAUUGAUUGCAGGAGUUCGCCCCUCCGCCCGUGACGGCAGGUGAGUACGAGUUUCUGCGGAAGGUGGAGAGCGACAAGCGGCGCUCGGAGGCCAAGACGGCGAGGGAGAUCGACAUGUUCCACCAGUCCAAGCUCGACGCCAGGAGGGAGGAGUCGUUCCUCGAGCGGCUCGAGAGGGCCGCACAGCAGCCCAACAAACGCAAGGAGGCCUCCUUCACACCCAAGCAGGUCAGCCACACCUGUGGCACUACAUGGGCCGUUCCCCUCGCUGCUGUCGCUGAACGCUUUGUGGCUGUCAGUUGCUCAACUCCAACAUGAUAAUCAAAAAGAAGAGGAAAGUCAUGGGACAAGGGGAAGGGGGAGGGGGACACACGGGACAAGGCAGCAGCGACGCCCCGCCGCCCACCAGCGGUCAUUCUGCUGACCGUGGCAAGGGGCGCUCGGAGGCCACAGCCGCCUUGCCGUCUGAUGCUGCUCCGGCAGUUGCUGCUGGCGGCACAGAUCGUGUGUGUGAGGGCCAGGCUGGCGGGCAGAAGGGCAGUGAGGCGCGUGAAGAGAGCUGUAGGGAGGGUCAGGGUGGGAGGGGACUGGCAGAUCUGCUCGGAUAUGACGAUGACGAAGAUGAAUGAAUGAACGAAUGGCUGACAGAUCCAUUGUGUGAAUGCAUGUGUCCUUUGUCGUGACGGAAAGACCCAGAGACGCAGAGGCGCGGGGUCAAGGGUUUAGGGUUCCCACGAUCAAUUUUUCCUUUCCCUCCCGACCCGAUUCCCUUGGAGUCGUCAAUCGACGCCACACGGAGCUUUCCACACCGUCAGGAUAACAUCAGCUGGUGGGGCCACCACAGCAAGCAUCCCGGCCCACCCCCACCAGACCGCAGCCGCCAACCGCCAUCACAGCUGGCUGCCUUCUGACCACAAGACCAGACCCAUCCCAUCCCAGCACAGGGUAUCAGAUCACAUCACCAUCAUGACGGAGCGUGAGCUGUCGCAGGCCAUCGAGUUUGUGCCCAACCGGCUGUAUUGGGUGACCGUGGGCACCAUCCCCCGCAACACGCCAAACACACACUUCUUCUCUAUCGACAAUGAGCUCUUCUACGAGCCCUUCUUCGCUGAUUUUGGACCGCUGAACCUCGCCUGCACAUACCGAUACUGCAAAACCGUCGAGAAAAAGGUCGGUCAACGAGCGGAAUGAAUGACACACACAAACAGGGGGGACGAGUGGGCCGUGUGUGAUGUGUGUGCAGUUGAGCGAGCCCCUGUUGGCGAACAAGCGAAUCAUCCAUUACUGUUCGCAGGACCCCCACAAGCGGGCCAAUGCGGCGUAUCUGAUCGGCGCCUUCAUGAUUAUCGUCAUGAAGAAGAGCGCCGACGACGCCUACCGCCCCUUCGUGGGCGUCUACCCCCCGUUCCUCCCAUACCGUGACGCGACUUACGGCAUCUGCACAUACCACUGCACCAUCUUCGACUGCCUCAAGGGACUCGAGUACGGCAUCAAAGUACGUAGGUAGCUAUACGGCCGGCCGGACACACACUCAGUCACAUGGCUGGGCGGCUGUUGUUGUGUUUGUGCUGGGGUGUGUGUGUGCAGCUGGGCUGGUUCGACUACGACACGUUUGAUCUGGCCAAUUAUGAGUACUAUGAGCGCAUCGAAAACGGUCGGUCAGAUGAGUGGAGUGGAGCCCCUUCAUGAGCAGAGGAGGGAGAGGCAGUCUGUGCGUGUUGUGUGUGUAUCAAUCAGGUGAUCUGAAUUGGAUCAUUCCCAAGAAGUUUGUGGCGUUUUCGGGCCCCUCUGCGACCAACAACGAUGAGGACGGCUUCAGAACACUCACACCAGAGGACUACGUGGGCAUUUUCAAGAAACUCGUAAGUGAGCCGAGCCAGCCGUGUCUCCCUCUCGCCGACCGAUAUAUGCUCAGUCUAUUCAUCUCUGUGGUCAUCAGGGUGUGACGACCGUCAUUCGGUUGAACAAGAAACAGUAUGACCGAAGGGUAAGCUUGGAUCAGGAGAACGAACCGAACCGAAGCAACCGAGCCGCAGCUGUGCUGUCCGCUUGUCGUCGUGUGUUUUUCCUCUCUCCCUGUCUCUCUCUCUCUGUCCUUGCUGUGUGUGGCAGCGUUUCAUCGAGUCAGGUUUGAAUCACGUCGACCUCUAUUUCGUCGACGGCUCAUGCCCAUCAUGGUCACUCACAAAGAGAGAGGAAACGGGCACACACAAAACACACACAGCUGUGCACACACCACACGGCCCCGGAGUGUGUCGUGUCUGCCUGUCUGUCUGUCUGUCUGUGUGUGUGCAGGGACAUCAUUCGCAAGUUCCUGGACAUCGUCGAGGCCGAGCCAGGUGCGAUCGGGGUCCACUGCAAGGCGGGACUCGGACGCACCGGCACACUCAUCGGCGCAUACGCUAUCAAAAACUAUCGGUCAGGCAGACAGACAGACAGACAGACAGGGCGGGGCACGACGUCUCAUCCAUCCCAUCUCGUGUGGGCUGGACUGCUGAUGAGUUCAGCUUUCCAGCGGCGUACUGGAUCGGGUGGAACCGCAUCUGCCGACCCGGUAGCGUGCUCGGGCCCCAGCAGCACUUCAUCUGCGAUAUACAGGUCGGUCGGGCAAGUCAGGUCCGCAUGCAGACCUCUCGGAGAGGGAGGGACCUGUGUGCAUUGUGUCCUUGUGUUGGGUGUGCCCUGUCUGUGUGGUUGGAUGGAUAGAAUGAGUUGAUGCAGAUGGGCAUGGCUCAGCGGGGCCUCCGGCUGCCCAUCGGCGACCCGACGGCACCAUCCUCACCGGAGUCCUCGCCCAUGAGGAAAGGACAAGGACAGGUGCCUUAAGCAGUGCAGUCAGUCAACCAUUGGCCCAAGAGCUAUCUCAUCCUCAUGUUUGUCUGUCUGUCUGUCUGUCUGGGUGGCUGGCUGGCUGGAUUGGGUGUGUCUAUGUCUGGCUUCAGAUGUCUCCCGAGGAGCGACGCAAGGCCGAGCAGGGAGACCUCGGCCAAGGCGACCGGCUCGUCAACGCCAAACGGUCAACACACACACACACACACUCACACAGAUGCCUGGUUCGAUGUCUCUGUGUGUGUUUGUCUGGCAUGCAUGGGUCAGUGGUUCGCCUCGGCAUGGCGGUGGCAGUGCGACGAGUGCGGGCGGCAGCACAGCAGCGUCCCCCACGUCGGCGAGCAGCACGCCCUCGGGCUCACCCACACAGACCAAGACACAAACCACCAGCUCACAGGGAUUCAAGUAAGCUAGUGCGGACGGGAGGGAGAGGGAGAGGGAGAGGGAGAGGGACAUGCCUCGUGUGUGGUGUGGUUCGUGUGCAUUCAGUCGGGCGAUAUUUGGGCGCAGACUAAGAGACCACUGACGAUUAACGCUGCCUUCCUACACGUGCUGAUAAACAGCCACAUGCUCCUUCCCCUCUCUCAGAGCAAAGCAACACAGGUCGAUAUCCAUGUCUCUGUCAGGUUGCGUGUCUCUGGCUUGUGCUGUACCACCGCGUGUUUCAAGCGUGACGAAAAGGCAAAGCGGCGGACCAAAUAAAUACAUACAUUGGAGGGAGGGAGGGAUGGUGGAUGGUUGAAGGGAGGAAAGGAGGAAUGCCGGCGGUGAGCAAGGAGGCAGAUUGUGUGGUGGGGUGGGAUGGUCGGCUGGCCGGCCAUUGUUGAUUGAAAAUGCAGUCAGUCAGACAGUCCAUGCAUCCGUCGACCCUCGUGCAUAUGAGAUGGUUGCCUGUGCGUAUCCAUGGCUUGACUCCUGUCUACACGAAUGUCUACACGUAUCCAUGGGCGGACCCUCCAUCCCUGACUGACUGACGUCAAGCACACACAUACCAG
This is a messenger RNA of Vitrella brassicaformis, 4474 nucleotides long. The record is from the annotation of a GenBank genome assembly. Lineage: Eukaryota; Vitrellaceae.